Messenger RNA from Olea europaea var. sylvestris, 1053 nucleotides. RefSeq names its product major pollen allergen Ole e 10-like. The transcript is spliced from 3 exons. The coding region runs from base 276 to 932 and encodes 218 amino acids. NCBI's taxonomy places the organism in Eukaryota, Viridiplantae, Streptophyta, Magnoliopsida, Lamiales, Oleaceae. The record is from RefSeq and is a predicted model, not a curated record.
AUGGCCAAAUAUGAUCACAUCAGCAAAACUAAAAAUUCCACCACUAAAUUUCUUCGCCAUGCAAUCCAAACUACCAUAUAUGAUUUAAACAUUUAACUCCUCAAUUAAUUCGUUCAAACCUUAAAGAGAAAGCACAACGAAGAAAGAACCAGAAAGUAAAAGAAAACACAGCUAUAACCCCACAUUUCGAUUCCACUUUCUAAACUGUACAGAGAAUCCACUUGCCCCCAUCCCAUCCCAUCCCCACCCAACCACCCUCUCUCUAGUUACCAGAUAUGGCAGCACCACCGUCCACGGUGGUGGUGGCACUGCUAUUCCUUCUGUGCACCACCAGUAUACCCAACAGGGCACCCCUUUCGAUGGUGGAAGCCACCUGGUGUGUGGUGAGGAGUGACGCAAGUGAGCAGGCUAUGCUAGCAGGUUUAAACUUUGCCUGUGCAGCUGGGGCAGAUUGUGCAGCCAUUCAGUCUUCUGGGCUAUGCUAUUUGCCCAACACAAUUCAAGCACAUGCUUCAUUUGCGUAUAACAGUUACUACCAGCGCAGGGGCAGUGACCCUGCCUCCUGUUACUUUUUUGGCACUGCCACCAUAGCCAAAACUGACCCCAGCUAUGGAUCCUGCGUUUAUCCAUCAUCUCCAAGCAUGCCUGAAAUUCCAAUGACUUGGAUAUUGAAAUUUUCCAGCACAGAAGGAGGGUCGGUCGCACCAGGGGGGACAUCAGUACCAGGAACAACGCCAGCUACAGGUGUGACGCAGCCACCACCACCAGGAACGACCACUGCACCUUUGUAUGGAGGUGGAGGAAUAACACCGGAGAUAGGAUCCACAGAUCCUGACUCACCAAAAUCUAAUGCUUCACCAGACCUGUUAAUAAGAGUAAUCUUGUUCCCUGUAUGUUUCUUCAUUUUAUCAUUUACAUUCCAAACCAUGUAGAGCCUAGCAGCAUAGUAACUAACUUCAUUUUGAAGCCUAGGCUUCAACAGUAAAAUAUAAUCUACCUCACUAGAACAGGUCAUUCAGGUUUUGCUCCUCGGUUACCAUUCUCAUUCUCUUC